Theobroma cacao (cacao) is the source of this 1471-nucleotide messenger RNA. The record is from RefSeq and is a predicted model, not a curated record. Lineage: Eukaryota; Viridiplantae; Streptophyta; Magnoliopsida; Malvales; Malvaceae.
CCAUCAUUUGUUUUAACCCAAAGAUGUCAUCAUUAAAAAAAAAAAAGUUAAAAACAAGAAAACGAAAACCCCAAACUCGUCAUCUCUCUCUGGACAGUGACAAAAAGAGAAAAAGAAAAAAAGGCAUGGCCCACGGUGGCUACGGUAAGCGGCGCGUGGCGGAGAGGAAGCGUGUAGGUCGGCGAUCAAAAGGACCUGGCGUAGACAAGAAACCAAAGCCAAAAGCCGUUUCUCUCAAGAACCAGAUACGCUCCAUUGAACGCAUGCUACGAAAGGAUCUUCCACCUGAAGUUAGAGAGGCUCAAGAACGGAAGUUAGAAGGGCUUAAGAAACAACAAGAAAUCCAUACCCGACUCGCUGUGGAACGAAAAUUAUUCUUGCGGGACAGAAAGAUUAAGUUUUUUGAGAGAAGAAAGAUAGAGAGGAGAAUAAGGCGUUUAGAGAAGCUGCAACGUACUUCAUCUGGUCAGGCGCAAGACGCGGAGAUUGCUGAGCAGCUUUCUAAAUUGAAAGAAGAUCUUGAAUAUGUUAGGUUUUUCCCCAAGACUGAGAAAUAUGUAUCUUUAUUUACGGGAGGUGAUGGUUCAGACGUAGUUGAUAGGAGAAAUAGAUUGCGGAAGCAGAUAAAAGCCAACUUAGUUGCUGCUGCUGCCAGUGGGAAAGAUUUGGAAGAGACAGGGAGUGAGGAUGACGGGCUAUUGGAUUUGAGUGAUGAUGAUUUCUUUUUGACUGGAACCUCAAGUGAUGAAGCUGAUGCGGAUGAUGAAUGGACAGAUAAAAGUACCAGGGAGCAGGCUUCUAGUGCCUCUGGCAAAGCAGCAUCUGGCGUGUCUAGUGAUGAAAGGAAUCAGAGACAGGUUUCUGCCAGAGCUUUAAUGCCACCUCCUAGGCCAUCGACUAAUUCUUUUUCAAAUUCAGUACAUUCAAAAUCAAGGUUUGGGUCUUCAUCUAGCCGAAAUUCAUCCAUACAAAGAGCUGAAAUGUCCACAUCUAGCAACACAUCCAAUAGCAGAAGUGGUUCUUCCUUUAAGGCAGGGGGGUCUUCGAAUCCAAAGACUGGAAACAGUAGUAAUUUAAGUUCCAAUUCUGAUGCUCGCAAACCACGUAGAAAGAGGAGACCAAAAAAGAGAAAGCAACAGGCAUGAAGUGGGCUCGGCUUUGGAAUGAUCCACAAUAACCAAUUGGCAUUAAAGAUGGCUCUAUAAUGGGUGGGCAGCCAGCUGCCUCCACUGAAAAUCUAAACUUUUUUGUAGUAUUAUGUAAUUACAGCAAGUUUAAGAAUAGUUUUAAUUUUGGUGUCACUGAAAUUCAAUUUAGUAUUAUUUUUUGGUGGAUUUAAUUGUAAGGUGUCGAUGCUUUCCUUAGAUAAUUUCCAUUCAUAACAACAGUGAUACAUUGGAAACGGCUAAAGGGGCAUUCAUUUGAAGCCCUUGACAAUAUGGAAGAUGUCCCAUUUGAAGCUUUGGUAGUA